This is a messenger RNA of Eleginops maclovinus (Patagonian blennie), 14266 nucleotides long. RefSeq names its product beta-1,4-mannosyl-glycoprotein 4-beta-N-acetylglucosaminyltransferase b (gene mgat3b). Bases 731 to 2632 code for a protein of 633 amino acids. The record is from RefSeq and is a predicted model, not a curated record. Gene Ontology annotation, biological process: N-acetylglucosamine metabolic process; protein N-linked glycosylation. Lineage: Eukaryota; Metazoa; Chordata; Actinopteri; Perciformes; Eleginopidae. The transcript is spliced from 6 exons. Gene Ontology annotation, cellular component: membrane. Gene Ontology annotation, molecular function: beta-1,4-mannosylglycoprotein 4-beta-N-acetylglucosaminyltransferase activity.
UCUCUCUCUCUCUCUCUCUCUCUCUCACACACACACACACACACACACACACACACACGCUCUGUCUGAUCGAAAGAGAGAGAGGGGAGGUUGAUGAAGAAGAAGCAGUGAAGGACCGAUCAGGGUAAAGGGGGGUCUUAUUUUGCUCGGAGCGGAAAAGGCGUCACAGAGGAAGAGAGGGGGGGGCAUCAUGCAGAGAGAGAGAGAGAGAGGGAGAGAGAGAGAGAGAGAGGGAGAGGGAGGCGACAGCGGCUCGUAAACACGACAGAAAAACGGAGAAUAGGACGGGAGAAAAGCACCGAUCACCCCCCACCUCAAAACCGAGCACCUCCAUCUCCGACGUCUCCAUCUCCAUCCCUUUGCGCGCGACUCGUUUCCGCUUUCUGUGUCGGGUUGAAGAGGAGGAGGAGGAGGAGGCUGAGACAUCCCACUGCAGGUCCCGAUCCUGGGGGUGAAAACAGCUCCGCAAAGACCCGCUGCAGGUCCACAAACACAGCGAGAGGACCGCGAAGACCGCCCCCCUCGCCCCCCUCCCCGGCCUCUGGUGAUCCAGCCGGCAUCAGCAGCACCAUGGCUUAGCGGCAGCAGCAUCCGCAGAAACACGAGCAGCUCCACCCGGAUCCUCCACCAUGAAGCUCUGAAAGACAUCCGACACAGGCACAGAUGGGCAGCUUGCGGCAGCAGUAGCAGAGGCAGCGCCCGGUGACAUGUUGGAGUAGUUUCUGCAGACAUGUCGUGCCCGCGGGUACUCUGUGUGAUGAAAAUGCGGCGGCACAGGGUGUUCCUGCUGUGCACGGUGGGGCUGUGCGUCAUCUCCUUCCUGCAUUACUACAAGGCCCUCCAUUACGUGUCCCUGCUGCGAGAGCUCUCCGCCCCCUACCCCAACAUCAAGUCCUUCAUCAUGGUCACCGGCUUCUUCUGGAGGGAGAAGGGCGUAGGCAGCACCUCAAUUAGCCCCGCCUCCCCCGAAGAGGCCCCACCCCUUCCCGUCCUCCGCCAACUGGACACCAAAGCUAGAGCGGUGGCGGGCGACGGAGGGGUCGGAGGACUGGGGAUUGGGGGGGUAUUGGUAGGAGGGGACGGUAUCAUCGGCAAUGCAGGGCUGGAGGUGAGGUUGAGGGAGCAGCCGGCAGCCCCUCACCCAUGGGAGAAACCAGGAGAUAACCAGCGGGGGGACAAUCCCAUUGAGGAGAGAGCUGAAGACCAUUUGAAUCCAAGAAACCCAAUCCACCCAGCCCAGCCUGCAGGGCCGGACCUCCCGGAGGCCCCCUUGGCGGGGAAGCACCACCAGGACUUGUUGCACAAGAAUCUGAUGCCUGACCCCUUAAAGUCCAUGGGAGACCUCCACACCCGCACUCAUCAGCUCUUAAAUGACAGAACAGCUUUCUUUGUCCGAACCAAAGCCGGAGCCCUUUGUUUCAGGCAGGGGACGGAGGUGGCCACCCAAAAGGAGUACUCUGGGAAAACUCGGGGGGCAUUGGCUCACGGGGCAGGGGACGGUGCUCGCGCUGCUGGGCAAAGGAAGCCUCUGGAGGUCCAGCCGCAGCCCUCCGUCAAUCCUAAAGCCAAGAUCAGAGCCAGAGGCAACGGGAAGCGGCUGGUGAAGUGUGUGUGUCGGCCGGGGUGGCACGGACCGUACUGCGGGGUUCCCACCAUGGUGUACCACUCCAACCUGCCCACCAAGGAGCGGCUGACGCCCAGAGAGACCCCGCGGAGGGUCAUCAACGCCAUCAACGUGAACCACGAGUUCGACCUGCUGCACGUACGCUUCCACGAGCUCUCCCAGGCAGUCGACCUUUUCCUCGUCUGUGAAUCCAACUUCACUGCCUACGGGGAGAGAAGGCCUCUGAGUUUCCUGCGGCUCCUGCUCAACGGUACGUACGACUACAUCCGUCACAAGAUCCUGUACGUGUUCCUCGAUCACUUCCCCGAAGGCGGUCGACAGGACGGCUGGAUCGCGGACGACUAUCUGCGGACCUACCUGACGCGCAACGGCUUGUCCAGGGUGACGGGUUUGAGAUCGGACGACGUCUUCGUCAUCAACGACGCAGAUGAGAUCCCAGCGCGGGAGGGCCUCCUCUUCCUCAAACUGUUCGACGGCUGGACGGAGCCCUUCGCCAUCCAUAUGCGCAAGUCGCUGUAUGGGUUUUUCUGGAAGCAGUUCGGCUCUCUGGAGGUGGUGUCAGGCUGCACGGUGGGGAUGCUCCGAGACGUCUACGAUGGCGAUGGUAUCAAGCUCCGCCGCCGCGAGUACUACACCAUGCCGGGAUUCCGCAAGUACGAGAACGACACGGGCCACAUCCUGGUGCAGUGGUCAGUGGGCAGCCCCUUCCACUUCGCCGGCUGGCACUGCUCCUGGUGCUUCAGGCCCGAGGGGAUCUACUUCAAGCUGGUGUCGGCUCAGAACGGAGACUUCCCGCGGUGGGGGGACUACGAGGACAAACGUGACCUCAACUACAUCCGGGAUCUGAUCCGGACGGGGGGCUGGUUCGAUGGCUCCCUUCAGGAAUACCCCCCCGUGGACGCCAAAGAGCACAUGUACGCCCCAAAGUAUAUGCUGGAGCACUAUGAACGGUACCGCUACCUCCUGGAGAACCCUUACAGCAAAUCAUCCAAACAGAGCGAGGGCUAGGAGUGCUGCAAGAAUAAGACACGUGACAUAACUAGUAGGACCCGAAUGAGGCCUCGGCACUGAGUUUUGGGGGUGAAACGGUACUGAAGAACUACAUCUCUCAUUGCAGCGAUACUACGUGUAUCACCAGGCAGCACUGAUGUUGCAAUCUCUUAAAAAUAUUAUUUUGGGGUGAAAAAAGGGAUCACUGAACCGCAUCGUCCUUGGACUUACAGAGAGAUCGUUGAGAGGAUACAACCACUGGAUAAACAACAUCAUAGAUUUCCUCAUCCCUCCCUUUUUUGGGGGAGGAGCCAAGCUGUCUCUCUUUCUGUCACCCUGUCCUCUCUUCCUUCACCUGAGCUGAUUGGAGGAAAUAGAGGACGGGUUCUACAGAUCCGAGUGGAGAUACUUAGACGUGAGGAGUUGUUUUUGUUCUGUCUGUGUUUACUAAAGUUUACGGCUGAUGUUCCCACUUCUUUCUCCCACUUCAGACGUCUUCCUGUUCAUAUUUUCCUUCCAGAGACGGACAUGUCUUACGUUAUUCUUGGGUCUCAGUAGAUCAGUAUAACCCCCAUCCCGCCCCACUGAAGGACCCACUGCCAAACAAAAGGAAUGAAUCCAUGGAAAUGUCUCAAUGUCCACAUGCACCUUGUGUGUUUGUCAGAAAGUGUGUGUGUGUGUGUGUGUGUGUGUGUGUGUGUGUGUGUGGGGUCUAUAUUCAUGUCAUACUGCGUGGUAUACCGCCUGUGAAUGAGGAAACAGAAAGAAUCAUGGGGGGGAAGAAAGGCAGAGAGAUGGGAAAACAGAAGGCGGGAAAGAAAGCGGCGUACUGAGCGGCGAUGAAAGGGAAAGAAAAAGGAGGCUCUCUCUCUCAACGCUUUGCCACAGUGUCUGCUGACGCACCAGUGUGUCAGGGAUGACUGAUCUGAACCUGUGUGUGUGUGUGUGUGUGUGUGUGUGUGUGUGUGUAUGCGUGUGUGUGUGUGUGUCGGCUCUGAAUAAAUCAUACCUGGUCGAUGGCAUAUGAGCCGGAUGAAACUCGCCGUCAUUGUUUGUCCGAUGAGCGAAAUCGAGAAAGGCACGAUGGCCCUUCAGUUUCGUCUUUCUGCGAGCGAGAGGACUUAGUUCCCUUGGAAACUAAAGUAGAGUGUGUGAGACGGGUUGGGUGUUUGGAGUUGAGUGGGUGGGUGCUCUCCAGGCGGCGUUCAAACCAGGUCUAUGCAGACCGAGGUUCCCCUUAGUUAAAUAUUCCUCUCCCCGCUCGACGCCCACUCUCUGAAAACGACUCUUUCUUUCUGUUUUAUGCUGCUGAGUGUCCUCUUUCUCUCCUCUUAAUCCCAUAACAAGGCCUUUUUUCUCCAUUCAAUUAAGUUAUUACAUUACAUGUCAUUAAGCGGACACUUUUACCCUAAGCACUUCAAUACCGUAGACAUCAGGAGCAGUUUUGGACUCUUUGACUCGCUGUAUUUUCCCCCCCGAGCCACAGCUACUCUCUCUUUACUUUUGGGACUGGCUCGUUAGAAAUCUGGCAGAUGUUGCACCGGCGCAUUUGCAAGAUAAUUAUGUGUUUAUGUCUAAAAGUUGGGUGGGUAAUACGCCCUCAUAAUAUCAAGUUUUGAGCCCCCUCGUUGACAAAUAGCUAUCCAAAUAAAUAUUAGCUAUUUUCUCAGAAUCGUGAGAUAUUUUGCUUUAUCUUUGGAGAACAAACACCGAGAGCAUAUCAUUGGAAAGCUAAGAAGCUCCUCAUUCCAACAGUACACAUCACUCAGGGUCAGUGAGACUGGUUUUUAAAGAGCAGGUUACUGAUCUGCCUCUAUGUUCACUUUUCCCCUCUAGACUUCAUUUUGGGCGUGUAUCUCUUUCCUCUUAAUCCUCCUCUUGAUUUCAAAACGGAUGUAUUUACAUUCUUCAAACCCUCAUUUCUAUCGCCGUGUCUCGACAGGAAAGGGAAGUAACCCUAGCGAUGCCCACAUUGUUUGGCAGAAGUUUACGAAGUUGUGAAUAAUUGUGGCGAGCGUACUUCUCUUUGUGGGUGUGUAGUGUGUGCUGGGUGUACUUAUCAAGGGCGAGGGGAAAGUUAAGACUCAGAAGAGUAUGAAACAAACUGGUUUGUCUUUUAAAUGCAGAUUGACUGCGUCCACCAUCUGCUUCAACAUGUCUGCGCUUUAGUGUUAUUGUUUACCAGCAGCGAAGAGGAACACACAGUUUGGAGUUAGGGAACUUCAUUUUCUGCAAGGCGAGGACAGGAUUGAGUAUACUUUAAGAGCUGAAGAUGCUUUAAUUUGACUUGGAAACAAGACUCUUAAGCUGUUCUUCUUUGCUUGAAAUGUCCUUGAGCAAGACCCACAUCCUGCUUCAGUCCUUUUGCACAACCUUAAAAUGCAUGAUAAGUCGUCCAAUGCAAAACAGGUCACCAGGCGGAAAUGUGUGCCUACUAGUUUCAAGAUUUGAAGAUGUUUGCAAAGGAAAUCUGGAGUCUUCGACACACAAUCUACUCAAUGUGUGAGCAUUUCUGAGUAUAGCUUGCUUACCACACCUUCUCCCCUGUGGAUGGGAGCUGAUAUUUGGAAAGCAGAUCAUCCAGCAGGCGGCUGACAGUUGUGCACUGCGGCCUCGGCGGUCUGCGGCGGCAGCUGUUCGGGGUUUGUGUUGUUGGUGUUGAGAGCCAAACUCCCAUCCAAACCCAGAGGGGCUGCAGAGAUACAAGCUUUAAAUAGGAUUUGACACCAAAAGACAGAGGAGGCGACGACAGUGCAACGCAGCCAUGAUGAGUCCUAGUGUUCAUAGUUUAGAUUUAUUUAUAUAAAACCAUAGAGGGAUGAUGCGUCUGAAAGGUAACCGUGGAUCAUUUCAGGGAUGUACAAUCAUGAAUCAGGCAGUAAUUGCUGGUCGUGAACAAUCGUACUAGCUGAUUUUGUGGCCAUGCUUUGGAAUUUGAAAGGGAUAUAGCUUGGAAUACAUCCAAUAAAAAAGUAUGAGCCUUUGUAGAGAAAAUCUCAUCCAUAGAUUCUGGUCUGAGCAGCAAGAAACUGACCAAAUGAUUUAAUGAAACAAACCAAAAACCCCCCUCUGGCUUCGAGGCCUCACCAGGUCCAGACGGUUCUCUCUAACGUGUUGCUACGUGUUUAUACUUUACUGCUAAGCGUUAUCUCAGAAAUGUUGAAUCCCACAAAGGCCAGAGGAGUGUUUAGAGAGAGGCGUUACUAGGAGUUACCUCCCAGCCCUCUGCUGCAGGGUGUGUGUGUGUCUCUAUGUCUUUAUGUGUGCAUUUUUCUAAUAGUUGUGACUCACGCCAGAUAAGGGUCUCUGGCCUGCUGAAAGAGGGUUACUUCACUCGGCCUGUUGCCUCGAUAUCAUCAUGGCAAAGAUCCCAUUGGUUGACUUCUGAGAUCCCUCACAGCCGGAGGUCAUCAGACAGCCUGCCGGAGGGUGAAAUGUGAGAGAGAGGAUGAGGGUGAGAAAUCAAAGAACAGAUUUUCGCUAAAUCAAAAAAACACUCCGGUUUAGUUUCAAGAAAAUGCAAAACCUCUCAGUGCUGAGUCUUGGUUAGUAAAUGUCUUCAGAGAAAAACAUGCAAUGUGCAAAGCUGUAACUUGCUCUCACACCUUUGUUGCAUUAAUUGAACUGACUUAUGACCCAGGAGCACGGCUAAUAGACGGCACUUCAGAUAUUGAGCCAGGAAUAAAACAACGAUGAGAAAAAGUGAUUUUGUCUUCAAUCUGAUCAAAAAGUGGCAAGCGUCCAGGAUUGAUGAACGGACACUUAUAUCCAAAAUUCAGAUUGUGGGAAUAAUCCAUCCCUGUCUUAUUGGACGGAUAUGCAUAAGGGAAAAAGAAAUACCGUGACUCGUUCACUUAGAUUAGGUAAGGUCUUGGCGGUGAUUGAAAAGCUUCCCAACCCUAAAACCCUAACCCUAACCCCAGAUGAAGGACCAGCACAUCGUCACUGCUAAUGAAACCAUCGACAGUUCAAACUAAAACCCAGAUCAAUGAUGAUUGGAGCAAAUUUGGUUUCAAGAGUCCUGCAUUAAGGGUUGAUGAACAGCGACUCCAAUCCAGAAAAAUACCUUCUGGAACUAAUCCGUGCUCCGCUGUUCUUGUGCUAUUGUUGGUGGGGGAGGAGAGAGGUACCAAUCUGGACGUAAACACCUUUAAAUGUUCACUGGGAUUAGGUAAAGUCAUCCUGGCGUCCAACUAAACCCUAACCCCAGAGUUCAGAUCAAACAACAACCUGUUCAGAGACGAUCGGAGCGAUGAUUGAACCUCGUUAUGGAUUCGAAGGCCAGCCUGUGUCUUGCUCAAGGACACUUCAGUAGAUUGUAACCCAGAAGGUCUGACUGAUGGCCUGGGGCCUGCUGUAGCUGUUUCUCAGGAUCGGACAGAGAAAUCGAUGAAGCGGUGGGAAAGGAAAUAUCUGCAGCCUCCAAACACACCCUCUGCAGACAGGUCUGGAGCGGCGUUGCUAGGAAACGGCUCUAAGAUGUCUUUAUUACCAUUCCAGUUAUUGAUAUCGACAGUAACCUGCAAGGUCAGCGUUUGAGACUGAGCAUGUUGUCCAAAUGUUCAUUGUGUGCCACAGCAUCCAGAGAGCUGAGGCGGGAACAUGUACUGCAAUAAUGGGUUCAUUUAUUUAUCAACUCUGGUUAUUUUUGCAAUUUUAUGAAGAGUUCUAACCGGAUGCUUCGAUGAUCUAUAGCACUUUAUGCAACUCAGUAACGUCUUUUUGCUUCACCGUCCCUUCUUGGUAGUUGUUGACAUAUUCUAAACCCCCAACAUCAAUGUAUUAUGCACUUUGUUCGUUAUAAAUCCAUAGUCUUUAAGCCCCAUUCUGACAAUAUUGUUACUAAGCUGUUAUCAAGCGCAAUACAAAUGAGUUUUCCGCUUAGAUUCCCCUUGACUUGCAGUCAUAAUAAGUGGUGGACUGUGCAAACACAGCCUCCUUCUUUCAUGUAGUUGGACCACCUUUUUGGAAAGGUUGAUAGUUGCCUGUUGAUAUCAAAGUCUUUCUGAAUGUCCCCGCCUCUUGUGUGGCAUGCGUCUCUACCACAGACUGUAGAAUCGUUGGUUUGGUCUUCAUGCACAGAGCUGGACAUGUGUCAAAUGCAGUAAAACAAACAAUCUUGAAGCAUACUGUGAACCUGCUCCUGAAUCCUGAAUAUUAUCGGCAUAUCCAGCGUGUCUUCACGUGAACAUCUUCCAGAACAAGGCUUCAUUCUGAAUAUCUAAACAAUUGACAUGACCCACAUCAAACGAUAUCAAUGAGGUCAUGUUUGGUGUGUUAGAGUGCAUGUAAACGCAGUCAUUAACAGCCUCGAACACCCCCAUUAUGAGCCCUCCCCUCCUCUCAGCACGCACUAACCAUGCACACAUGUUUGUAGCAUUGAGCACGUGUGUUUAUCCUGCACAGAUGUGUGUCUCCAGGGCUGCCCCCCCCCCCCCACACACACACCACCACCACCACAAUCAACCCCCCCCCAUCUGUUGUUUUGCUUGCAGAGUGGCUGCUUGUCUAUGGGGCUUAAAUGCCUUCACGGUUCUGGCCCCCCGCCAGCCCUGUGGCUUUCUCCGAUUGAUCUUUUCCAAGAAACAUUAGGGAGGGAGGGAGGGAGGGGGGGGGGGAGAGAGAGAGGGAGGGAGGCCGGAAAUCAAGAGGAGGGUGUGGAGAGCAGAGGGUCCUUUUACUUGGAAGUCGUUCCUUUCUUUUUCCCUCUCUCUGACAUGCGUCUGGAAUGUUUUGAGCAAAAAGUAUGCAGUGUUGCUACACUAAAGACCGCUUUCCCGCUUAGUUUGGACUUCACCCGUGGAAGCUUCUUGAAUAUUUUGAAAUAUAAAACCCACAGCACCGGAAAGCUGCUGCCGCUGCUGCUGCUGCUGUGGUCUUGGCUUUAAACGCGUUGUUAUUCCCUUUGUGUUGAAAUGAUUUCCAAGAACCGAGCAAUCACAUUAACUCGAGCAGCUGCGGGGAUGUUUCAGCACUGAUUGCAAAAGUAGUUACCGACCACAAGCUUCGCCAAAACAAGUGCAAGAAGAGGGGGCUGGACUCCACUCAAUGUUACUUUAGGGGUCAGUUCACCCAAAUGCCCAAACACUUCCCUCUUGCUUCAGGAUCCAGGAUCAGUGUAGGCUGUGUUGGAAACAUCCCUGAGGUCUCUGUUGCCAUCCCUUUCACAAUGGAGCUGAAUGGAAUAAGGUUUCUGGUGCUUGGAAAAACAAACAUCCAUUUAGUUGUUCUUGUCUUUGCUUUUUGACUGAAGUUAUAGUCCCUCUGAAAACUGUUGACCACAUUUUCUAUAGGAUAUCCAGUAACAGGUUUUAAAUGUGUUUCAAAAUUACUUCUGAGGUACGCUGCUCUCUAGAAAUCCAACAAAAGAUCUGCAAACUGCUUUUUAACUUUGCAAAAUUGAGUGCUUUUAAUCAAAUCUGCAGAUAUUUUUACAAACAUUGUACUGGGGUGGAGGCAAGCAUCUCCAACAUGGUCAAAUCAAACACAAACAUCUGUGGUCUUGAUGCCUGAGGACAUUUGGGUGAACAAACUCCAUAUGUAAAAUUCUUCCACUAAGACCUUAAACCUUCCCUUUCUUUGUUUAUAGCUUGUUUUAUUGGGUCAAUCAACUGGGCGGGGUCCACUCCAACUCAGCGAAGAAACCCCAUCACAUCACGCAGCGCUUAGAGGCAGUGAUGUGGAGAAAAACAUAUGUAAGGAUGACUGGGCAACUCUUGUAAACAUGUCACGCUUUUCCUGGCAAGAUAGCGGAGUGUGUUUGUCAGUCGGGACUCGACAGAUUGUUGGCUGCAGGUCCGGUCUACGAGUCCAUAUGUUGAGAAAUAAAUAGAUCAAAGUCAGAGUAAGACAGAUGGAUGCGAAGAAAAGUCGGCCGUGCAAAACAACGAGGAGUCGAUGCUUUUAUUUGUGUGUGUGAAACUACACUAUGUGGCCAAAAGUAUGUGGAUUGUGGAGUUUCAGAGGAUGUUUCGGUUGCUUGGCCUUUCAGAUUAGGAAAAACUGUGUAUUCCUUCUGAUAACGGUUUGUGCUGCUGCAGGUCGGACCUCUUCAGCUCCCUUUCAGUCCGAGUGCAUUUGAAGUUCCCCCAGAAGUGUUUCUGAAGUUAAUGUACAUUAAGUUGUUUUGAAGCAUCUUUAGACUUUCUUAAUACCUCUAAAUGUUGUGACUAAAGAGGAAAGAGUUUCAGGUGCUAUUUGUUUAGAGUUUUAGUAAUGCUUUAACCUUUUGGAAGUUGCUGGUACUUGUCAGGAUGAGUUCUUGAAAUAACCAAGAGACUAUAACAGUAUUUCCAUUUGUACGUCCAGGAAUUUUAAGCAACAUUUUAGGUAAAUGUUGGCUUCGUCAGACCUUAUUUCGCCAGGGUGUUUUCAUACCCUAUUACGCCAAACGUUUAUCCACUUUGAGCGGGAAAACCAAAGCAAACUUUGUCCGUUUCUGCUGUUUCCAUACAGCCUUUCUUACGUUAAUGAACCCACGCUGAGUUGUAGAGAAGCGGCACUUUUUGCUCAUUUGCAGAGCGAGUAAGCGCCCUGUCCAAAAAGUCAAACAUUCCCUUUGAGACUCAACAGCUUCUGCUCCGCUUCAUCAGGAUGGUGUGGUGGGGGUUUCACUGACAGCGUCUCAAACACCCGACAGCGGUUAUCAGAAUCUGAGGAUCUUUUCCCCCAUUUUAACCCACAGAAAAAGAUGUGGAAUAACUUGGCAGAAAACACAGCAUCGCUCGUACAACACAUGUCUUCAAGGCCUUACAGCGCACUCUGUGGUCGAGGUUUGGGGAGGGUCUUUUCCUGCUUCAGCCUGACGAUGCCCCCCCGGCUAAAGAAAGACCCAGAGAGAAAUGGACUUGAGCCUGGCCUGCAGAGAGCGCUGACCGUGUAGAAAAGUGAGAGACGGCAAAUCUCCAAUAUCUCACCUAAGCCUUCAGAAGCGUAGCAGACUAACACUCAUGAGCGGGGCUGUGAUCCAGGUGUCCACACACUGAAUUCAGAGCGGUGUUUAUUCCCUUUGAUGUGUGUGCAUGCAGUGGUGGAAAAGGUAUUCUUCAUUGGAAGUACGACUAGGAAAAGGUACUGAGAGUAUUAAGAGCAAAAGUACUCGUCGCAGUAAAACAACCUCAAUGAAUGAUCAAUUAUUUUAAAGCAAACGGUGCAAAUCUUCAUUAUUUAAGAAGCCAAUUGAUUAUCAGUCAACCCACUCAUGGUAUAGGUACUCAAAUACAAAGUUGGAUGGUUUAAUAUUCACAAAGUAAUCACAUUUUAAACGUUUGGAUUGAGUACUGUGUUGAAUUUGAUGAGUAAGUACUAAAUAAACCUGCAAAAUAAAUGUAAAAAGUACAAAAUUGACUUUCAAAAUGUAGUAGAAGUAUUUUAAAUGCACUUAGUUAUCCCUCACCCCCCCCCCCCGCCACCCCCCCUGUGUGCAUGUGUGUGGUCCGCUGUGUAACCCAACCUGCAGUCCUGAGAAACAUGGCGUCCAUUAACGGGUCGACCUUAACCUGAGAGAGAGAGGGAGAAGGUGACGGGGCAAGAGAGAAGGCAACUGAAGGGGAAGCGGGGGAGAGAGAGAGAGAGCCUCCAGAGGGGGUUGAAUUCCCCACAAUCAGAAACAGGAGACAGAGAUUCCCACGUUUAUCGUCUCUACCCUUUUCUCUUUUUGUUUUGCACUUUUGUGAAGUCAAUCUGUGUCUUUGUGUUUCUGGUUCCUCUGUUUUUCUAUUUAACUUUUUUUAUUUGGGGGGGGGGUUAACUUUAUCCACUUGGCAGCUUGAUAUUUAAUAUCUUUUUAAGGCACUGUGUGUGUGUGUGUGUGUGUGUGUGUGUGUGUGUGUGUGUGACUCCGCCUCCUCACGGAUCUCUUUUACCUCCUUUGUUUUCCUGUGGCGGCCAUCUUUGUUUGUAACUGUUGUGUUUACUGACAGCAUGUUUUCAUCGGGACUCUAACAGCACGACAUGAAUUUGUUUAAUUCCUUUUCCCACACAUGGCUUUUGAAUAUGCAGAUAACACACACACACACACACACACACACACACACACACACACACACACACACACACACACACACACACACACACACACACACACACACACACACACAGUGCAGCCUCUGUGUCACUGUGGUGGGAUAGUAGCCGUGAAACAGUCAGACUACUGUAUCGCUCGUUUGUGUCCUCGCUAUAAAGGCUCGCCAUUGUGCGACCCAAAAACAUUUUUGUGUCGUCACUCAGCCGCUCAGAACCGGUUUCGGCCGGAGCUCCGACCCCUGCAGAAAAUAAAACGUCCAUUUAAUGUGUGUCUGUCGAAAACGGUGCUGGGUUUACGCUUUCUGUUCUGGGUUUCUUGUAUCACUGUUCAUUUCUCUCUCCAAACAGACACAGGAAAGAUGUUGUUCACAGCUCUUGGUUUGAGUUGCAUGCUGAAAUGCAGGAAAUACUUCUGCUUGUAAACUAUGAAUUGCACCUUAUUGGAGGGACGUGUUUUAUUUGAAUAUGUUUGUGGGAUUUUUCUGUUUGUUUUUGAUCUGGUAUGUAACAGGGUUAUGAUUUGUUGUGCUUAUUAAUGCAGGUUUCAUUAUUAUUGAUCUGUGUUGUUGUGGGACGGCUUCAUUAAGCAGCAUCAGGAAAUAAGUCUGGACAGAAUAUAGAACACCUUUGUGCAGAGUCCUCACAUUUAAGCAGGCUCAUAUUCCAUCCUAAAUAAGAUUUUAUUCAAGAGGAAGCUACAAGCUACCUGGAACUACACAUCUCUGAGAAUUAUAAGACCCAUUACAAACGAACUGACAACAAAACCAAAAACAGCUUAAAUCAUUUCUGCUGCUUAUUGGAGCCUUAACCACACACACACACACACACACACACACACACACACACACACACACACACACACACACACACACACACACACACACACACACACACACACUGUCCUCUUUCAUAUCACACUCCUUCCGUCCAUCUUGUCCUUGACAGAAGACAACAGACUGACCAACAACAGACGCCAUGUUGCUUGGACACACACACACACACACACACACACACACCAACACAAACAACACAACAAUAUGGCCUUGGCAGAUGACUGGCACCCAGCUUCCCCGAGGCAGAGCGCUGUCUUCAGCCAAUUAACCAACGAGGGCCGGUUGCCAGGUCCAUAUCCCUCUAAUCCUCCCACCCGGGUGCCAGAUUUAGCUGUCCGCUCUGUUGUGUUAUAAAUAAAAACAGGGUUUACAAUGUGAGAGACAGACUCAUCAAGAAGGCGAGCAGGUUUACUCUGCUAAAGAGCGGUGCAGGGCUGACGUAUUCCUGUGUUGGACCCUGAAGGCAGCAUGCCUCUGGUCCAAUGGGAUUUCUCCGUGUGAUUUUGGAAAAUUUCUGAAAAUAAUCUCUGUGUCAAACAAACUUUUAUGAUACUUACACGUAGGGUAAUCUCCAUUUAUUAACACCACUUUCUGAUUUCUGAAGUAAAAAGCUAAUGUUGUGCUAUAAAGGAACUACAGCACGGUCACAUGACUUCAUGUCUCCUCCACUAAGCUAAAGACGGCUAAUGUUGGGCUAUAAAGGAACUACAGCACGGUCACAUGACUUCAUGUCUCCUCCACUAAGCUAAAGGCGGCUAAUGUUGGGCUAUAAAAGAACUACAGCACGGUCACAUGACUUCACGUCUCCUCCACUAAGCUAAAGACGGCUAAUGUUGGGCUAUAAAGGAACUACAGCACGGUCACAUGACUUCACGUCUCCACCGCUAAGCUAAAGGCGGCUAAUGUUGGGCUAUAAAGGAACUACAGUACGGUCACAUGACUUCAGGUCCCCACCGCUAAGCUAAAGGACGCUAACUUUCGAACAAAACAUGAUAACAUCUUCGGCUUGCGUUAAUCACAGACCUUAUUUCCUGCAAACAGCAAACACACAUUUAGUAAACCAUUGACCUCCAGACCAGGGGACAUGAAGAUCUAAAAUGCUGACUCGUUCCCGGGUUUCGAAACUCAUUCCUGCACCACUGUAGUUGAUCUUGUCUAGCGCCUGUGAAUCCACACACAUUGAAGAGCUGUCAGAAGUGCACAACAUGUUGAUGACAUCAUACAACAACACAACCUGUUCCCCUGCCUCCCCCCACCCCAUGCACUGAUGAUGAUUGUAUAUGGUCACAUAGUUUUAUUUUUUAUAUCAUUUUUGGGGCUUUUAGUUUGGUUUUUCAUUGAUUAUUUUGUGCUUUUAUUUUGAAAUGGGUCUCCUGAUCUGUAAUCAGGCGAGAGAGAGAGAGAGUGUGUUGUAGCUUUCUGAAUGUGUAUAUGUGUGUGUGUGUGAGACAGAACAGAGAGAGAGAGAGGGUGUGUUCAGUGCACAUCAGCCCUUCAUCAUUGUGCCAGUGUUUUCAGACGUUCCCUCGCUCUGCAUCCAGGGAGGAAGAGGAGGAAGAGGAGGACAUUUACCCUCACGAGGGGGAGGGAUGAAAAACACAAACGAGACAAGGAACUUUUGAAGAAAGGAUAUUUUUCUCCUCCGCGGGGUCACAAAGAAGACUGUACAUUUCUCAGUUAAUGAAAAUGAUGAGUAAAGACUCUUUGUCCUCUAUAUGAAUGGCUGUAUGUUAACCAUGAACAAAGUAAUGAGUUCUACCACAAAGACAUAUAAUAAAUUAAUUUUAAAAUUUUA